Molecule: messenger RNA, 1339 nt
Organism: Poeciliopsis prolifica (blackstripe livebearer)
Lineage: Eukaryota; Metazoa; Chordata; Actinopteri; Cyprinodontiformes; Poeciliidae
Product: carboxypeptidase A1-like
Exons: 11
Coding region: 34-1275 (413 amino acids)
Biological process (GO): proteolysis
Molecular function (GO): zinc ion binding; metallocarboxypeptidase activity
Source: RefSeq, a predicted model, not a curated record
GGUCCAAGAGUGUGUUUGACUUAUUUCAUCAAGAUGAAGAAACUCGUUGUGUUUGCUGCUCUGCUUGUUGCUGUUCUCAGCAAGGGAGACUUCCAUGGGCAUCAGGUUUUCCGGAUUGUGCCGAAAGAUGAUGUCCAAUUGGCCCUUGUCAGAGUUUUGGAAGACAUAUUGGAUUUGGAGCUGGACUUCUGGAGACGGGUGACCCCUGUGGACAUCAGAGUUCCCUCUCACAGCCUGCAGGUUGUCAAGAGUUACCUGGAGAAUCACAGCAUCAAGUACUUCACCAUGAUUAAAGACCUACAGGCUUUGCUGGAUGAGGAGCAGAGCCAAAUGAAGUCCGCUGCUCUGGCUGGAAACACUGACAACUUUGACUACGCCAACUACCACACCCUCAGUGAGAUCUACAGUUUCCAGGACAUGCUAGUGGCUGAGAAUCCAAAGUUGGUCAGCAAGACAGUGAUCGGUCAGAGCUAUGAGGGUCGUCUGCUUAAUGUUCUCAAGUUCAGCACUGGUGGAAGCAACCGUCCUGCUAUCUGGAUCGACACUGGAAUCCAUGCCAGAGAAUGGGUCACUCAGGCCAGUGGAAUUGUGUUCGCCAAAAAGAUUGUGACAGAAUAUGGAACAGACUCUGCUCUCACUGAAAUCCUUAACAGAAUGGAUAUUUUCUUAGAGAUGGUGGUCAACCCUGAUGGAUACCACUUCACCCACACCAACGUGAGAUGGGCACAAAGCAGGAAGCAGAAUCGGGGCUCCAGGUGUGUCGGUGUGGACCUAAACCGGAACUGGAAUGCUGGGUUUGGAGGACACGGUUCUAGCAACAAUCCAUGCUCAGAGAUCUAUCGUGGAACCAGGGCUCAUUCUGAGGCUGAAGUCAAGUCCAUUGUAAACUUUGUGAGGUCACACGGCAAUAUCAAGGCCUUCAUCUCCAUCCAUUCCUACUCACAGAUGCUUUUGUUCCCCUACGGAUACACCAGGAAACCUGCCAAAGACCAAGCUGAGCUGGACCAAGUUGCUCAAAAGGCCGUCACUGCUCUGGCGUCCUUGUAUGGCACCAGCUACAGAUAUGGCAGCAUCAUCACCACUAUCUAUCAAUCUAGUGGAGGCUCCAUCGACUGGACCUACAACCAGGGAAUCAAGUACUCCUACACCUUUGAACUGAGGGACACCGGCCACUAUGGCUUCAUCCUUCCUGCCAAUCAAAUUGUUCCCACUGCCAAUGAGACGUGGCUCGCUCUGAAGGUCAUUAUGGAUCACACCUUCAAGAACCCUUACUAAAAGAACAGAGUGAAAGCCUUGAGGCCUUUGAUGUAGUUCUAUUUGUAAACAUAAAACAAAGAAA